AUGAAAGAUUCCGAAAUCCGUUUGGUCCAGGACACUUUCAACAAAGUCGAGCCCAUCGCCGACACUGCGGCCGAACUCUUUUAUGAUCGGCUGUUCCAACUGGACGGCGACCUGAAGCCCCUCUUCCACUCGGACCUGCAGCAACAGGGGCGGCUGCUCAUGAAAAUGGUCGCCACCGCCGUGGACCAUCUCUCCGAUCUGGACACUCUCGUGCCCGUCGUUCAAAGGCUGGGCGCGCGGCACAAGGUUUACGGCGUCGAGCCUUCCCAUUACGACACGGUGGGCCAGGCGUUGCUGUGGACCCUGGAGCAGGGCCUCGGCGAGCAUUUCACCCCCGAUGUUGCCUCGGCCUGGGCCAAUACCUAUGGGCUGCUCUCGGGCGUGAUGAUGGAAGCGGCCGGCUACGAAGAAACCUUCGCGCCUGAGGCUGAACUCAGCGUCACCUGA
Molecule: messenger RNA, 447 nt
Organism: Geodia barretti
Lineage: Eukaryota; Metazoa; Porifera; Demospongiae; Tetractinellida; Geodiidae
Source: the annotation of a GenBank genome assembly